AUGUUAACAGUAUCGAGGCUAAACCACAUCAGGGCCGUACUUAACCUCGCCUCCCAACUACAGUAUAGCUUCUCCGUCCUUGCUACGCCCAUCAUCCAUCCCCCCCAUCAUUUCAUCCAUCAGUGCUCCCACAUGAGCCAGACGUGUGGUUAUGACUUAAAGCAGAGCGCUGCGACACCGUCUCCUGCUGACGUGUUAGCAGGCAGCACCGGCAGGGUCAACGGGAUCACUCAAUUAGCAGGGGUGACAAAGGAAGCAGCAGGACCCACCCAGUAUCUCUCAACCCCGGAACAACGUCAGUAA
Xyrichtys novacula (pearly razorfish) is the source of this 303-nucleotide messenger RNA. NCBI's taxonomy places the organism in Eukaryota, Metazoa, Chordata, Actinopteri, Labriformes, Labridae. The record is from the annotation of a GenBank genome assembly.